Molecule: messenger RNA, 1170 nt
Organism: Paramecium sonneborni
Lineage: Eukaryota; Ciliophora; Oligohymenophorea; Peniculida; Parameciidae
Source: the annotation of a GenBank genome assembly
AUGAAAUCUAUUUACAAAUUCACCAAAUUUAGAUCAUCAACCUAUAAUCAGUCCUUGUAAUAUCUAGAGUAAACCUAAUUCGAUGCAAACAAUAAAACAGCAAUCCUUAUGCUAAAUUUAGGAGGGUGAUCUCUAACAAUAUAGGCUAGGCCCAAUUCAUAUUAAGAAAUAAGUCCAUUCCUGAUUAGAUUCUUUGAAGACACUACAGUGAUUAGAAUACCUUUCGGUUUAGGUCCAUACAUAGCUCGAUUGAGAGGUCCUGCUAAAAUCAAUAAGUAAUAUGAGAAAAUUGGAGGCUUCUCUCCACUUUUUAAAUGGACAAUGACAUAAGGGUUAUUAAUGAGCAAACCAUAAGGAAGUGGAUUUCUUCCAGCAUUUCGUUAUGGACUACCUCUUCAAGAAGAUGCUAUUGAGUAUGCUUUUGAGAAAACUGAAGGAAGAAUAUAAAAAUUCUUACUAUUUUCUUAAUAUCCAUAAUAUUCUUGUUCAACAGGGGGAAAUGCCAUAAGAAAUGCAUUAGAAUUAUUAUAAAAAUACAAAACAAUUUAGCCUAAAUUAGAAGUAUCUGUAAUAGAUUCCUGGCAUAAAAAUAAAUUUUACAUCUCUGCUAUGUCUACAUUAUUGAACAAUAAAUUGAAAAGUCAAAAUUUAGAUCCAAAUGAUACAAUGAUUCUAUUUACAGCACAUUCUUUACCAGCAGAUUUUGUUUGGGAUGGUGAGAAAUAUCCAUAUUACAUAUAUGAGUCUUGUUAAUUAGUCAUAGAUAAUUUAAAGAAUAUGGGAAUCUCAAUUCAUUUUGAUUUAUCCUACUAAUCAAAAGUAGGCUUAAAUAAAUGGCUUAGGCCUGCUACACAUCAUGCACUUAGUCAAUACAUUAAAAAAAGUAAAUUCAAAAAUAUUCUAAUUUCACCUAUGGGAUUUACAAGUGAUCAUCUUGAAACAUUGUAUGAAUUAGAUAUUUAAUUGAUGGAAGAUUUAAAAAAAGAUAUAGAAUCAAACUAAAAGAAUGUUUUAAGGUGUGAUUCAUUAAAUGAUCAUCCAUAAUUUAUUGCAGCUUUAAGUGAUUUAGUCAUUAAAGGAUUAGAAAAUAAAAAAUUAAGUAGUAAAAGAGAAAGAUGUAUAGAUUGUAAGUUUGAAUAAUGUGACCUUGUUAACAAACAUGAUCUAUGA